Molecule: messenger RNA, 1257 nt
Organism: Marasmius oreades (fairy-ring Marasmius)
Lineage: Eukaryota; Fungi; Basidiomycota; Agaricomycetes; Agaricales; Marasmiaceae
Exons: 6
Coding region: 1-1257 (418 amino acids)
Cellular component (GO): endoplasmic reticulum
Molecular function (GO): dol-P-Man:Man(5)GlcNAc(2)-PP-Dol alpha-1,3-mannosyltransferase activity
Source: RefSeq, a predicted model, not a curated record
AUGCCCUCUCUAAUUCGACUGUGUCGUUCGUUACUAUUCGAUACCCAAUACUUUCAUGUCUUGUCACUCUUGGUGGUACUUGGGGAUGCUAUUAUGUCCUUACUCAUCCUCAAGCUCGUUCCGUACACGGAAAUCGACUGGGAAACCUAUAUGAUUCAUGUACAGUUAUAUGAUAAAGGGCAGCGCGACUAUUCAAGAAUAACGGGGCCCACAGGCCCAUUAGUAUACCCAGCUGGUCACUUAUGGAUCCACCUCGCCCUAGAACGAAUUACGAGUGGAGGCACCCUCAUCCCGCUUGCACAGAAGAUCUAUACGGCACUCUAUUUGAUUUCUUUGGCAUUAUCCUGUGCAAUUUAUGGUAAAUCCACAGGUGUUCCAAACUGGGCACUACUGUUUUUACCGCUUAGCAAACGUCUGCAUUCAAUUUAUAUCCUACGCCUGUUCAACGAUUGUUGGUCCGUGGUUUUAAUGCAAUGCGCGAUACUCGCGUUCCAGAACGCGUGGGACGAUACUGGAGUUUUACUUUACGCUGCCACUUUGUCAAUCAAGAUGUCGAUACUACUAUAUCUUCCCGGUGUUAUAGUGAUUCUGGUCAAACGCAAAGGUCUGAUCUACACUAUUCGAAAACUAGUCACCAUUGCCGGAAUCCAGGCCGCAAUCGCCCUUCCUUUCAUGCAAGAGAACUGGCGUGCAUACCUGCGAUCAGCCUUCGACCUUUCCCGUGUAUUCUUGUACAAAUGGACAGUCAACUGGAGAAUGAUUCCAGAGACGGUCUUCUUGCAUCCAAGCUGGACGAAGGCAUUGUUGAUUGGCCAUGUAUCCGUACUAAUAUGUUUCGGAAUGUUUUGCUGGUGUAGCCCUGAUGGUGGGCCAAAGGCGACUGUGAGUCGAGCUCUUCGUCGCCCUUGGACACCUGCGAGGAUUGCCCCAGUGUCAGCUGACUUUGUUACGGUGACAUUGUUUACCUGCAACUUGAUUGGCCUACUCUUUGCAAGGUCCCUACACUACCAGUUCUAUAGCUGGUAUGCACAGCAAAUACCACUCCUCUUAUUCAGGACUACUUAUCCAUUCCUUGUCAAAAUUGCGCUGCUUCUUGCCAUUGAAUACUCAUGGAAUGUGUUCCCUUCGACGAUUAUAUCCUCCUCUGCUUUGCUGGGGGCACAUGUUAUUCUUCUCGUUGGAAUACGGUAUGGUUAUCCUUGCGGGAUUUUGUCACCUCGACAACCUCAUGCUGCACGUAGAAGUAAAAAUACAUAA